GGUCGAUGGAGCCCUCGGCCUGAGAAUCGGGCCAAAAGUUACACAGACUCUUGCUUCCUGAGGAAGAACUCCAGGAAAUCGCGUUUGCUUCAGUGAUACCCGCCCAAUUGGUUUGUCGUUUCAGCAUCCAUGGAGUCCGCUUGUUUAACUAGGAGCGCAUCCGUAUUUCUGCGUCGUCAAACUUCCCAUCGGUUAUCGAAUACGACCUAAAGGGAGGGAAUAGAGAGCGAUACAGCCGCGACACGGGAAUAUCCCUGCGCACUGCGCAGCGUAGCCGUCGAAAUGGAGUCCCUGCUGUCUCUCGCCUUCGACAACCUCGCGUCCUUCGACGGCGGCAAGAUCAAGAAGGGCCUGAAGCAGGUCGAGGGUCUGCUCGCCCAGAUCUGCCUCUCCGGCCCAAGCAGCCCAAGGAAACAGGAACGCGAACGAGGACGAGAACAAGCGCCGCGCAAAGUCCUGGCCGAUCUCUCGGCCGACCCGGCCUUCCGCGAGUUCUUCAAACUGCAAGAAGGCUUCGAGUGGAACAUCGCCCAGCGCCUACUCACCACGCUCGACUGGCUGGUCGUCCGCGGCGGCGACGGCCAGUAUGACCUCCUGAUCGUCAACGCCCUCGACCUGAUUCAGGGCGCGCUCCUCCUGCACCCGCCAAGCAAAGCGCUCUUCUCCCGGAGCGUCCAUAUGAACCUCCUCCUGGACCUCCUCGAGCCGGUCAACUGCCCCGCAAUCCAGUCGGCGGCGGUGGCCACGCUGGUGGUGGCGCUGGUCGACAUGCCGCAGAACACGCGCGUGUUCGAGCAGCUCGACGGCCUGCUGACCGUCACGUCGCUGUUCAAGAGCCGCGAGACGGGCCGCGACGUCAAGUUCCGCCUGACCGAGUUCCUCUACUUCUACCUCACCCCCGAGACCCCCUCCAUCCCGCGCGCCGAGUCCCGCGUGAACCCCGCCGCCCCGGGCCUGCUGCAGCGCAGCCCCAGCAAGCUGGCCAAGGUGUUUGGUGGCGGUGUUGGCGGUGGCGGUGCUGCUGCUGCGCGGAGCAGCGCGGCGGGUGCGAAUAACGCCAGCAAGGGCCACGAGAGGCCCGGCAGCAGCGAGAACGGCGCGACGCUCUCGGUCGAGGCGAAGAAGCUGCUUGUCGACCGCUACCUGCCCGGCGUGGUGGACGAGCUGUUGAAGGAUUUGGAUACCUACAAGCCGUUUGGUGGGGUGCUCAGCUGAGGGUCGGGUGUCGGAGACGAAUCGAAGGUGUGUCCGUUGUUGGAUG
Thermothielavioides terrestris NRRL 8126 is the source of this 1261-nucleotide messenger RNA. RefSeq lists its product as uncharacterized. Lineage: Eukaryota; Fungi; Ascomycota; Sordariomycetes; Sordariales; Chaetomiaceae. Bases 283 to 1215 code for a protein of 310 amino acids. The transcript has 3 exons. The record is from RefSeq and is a predicted model, not a curated record.